This is a messenger RNA of Arxiozyma heterogenica, 5601 nucleotides long. Its product is annotated as 1,3-beta-glucan synthase. Gene Ontology annotation, cellular component: 1,3-beta-D-glucan synthase complex; plasma membrane. The transcript has a single exon. Lineage: Eukaryota; Fungi; Ascomycota; Saccharomycetes; Saccharomycetales; Saccharomycetaceae. Gene Ontology annotation, molecular function: 1,3-beta-D-glucan synthase activity. The record is from RefSeq and is a predicted model, not a curated record. The coding region runs from base 1 to 5601 and encodes 1866 amino acids. Gene Ontology annotation, biological process: fungal-type cell wall polysaccharide biosynthetic process; (1->3)-beta-D-glucan biosynthetic process.
AUGCCAUAUAAUCAUGGUCAAUAUGGCAAUAUUGAUGGAAAUGAUACUAACCAAAAUCAAGAGCUUAAUCAAUACGAUCAAAUGAAUUAUAAUAAUGUACAGGAAGAUUAUUAUGAUAAUUCUCAACUAGAAUUCAAUAGAAAUCACUUUGAUAAUCCAAAUAAUCAUGAUAUCGAUUUGGACAGUAUUUCUAUUAACCCAGAUAGCAAUAGAUAUGUAGAACAAGAAAGUUUCUCUGAUUAUUCAAGUCAUCCUGUAAAUUCUAAUCUUAACGACAACAAUAACAAUAACAAUAACAACUAUACACCUUCUAGUUUAAGCUAUGGCUUUAAUCCAAAUAUGUCAACUUCUUCUCAAGAUAGAAGUGACUCAAAUAUCCCAAAUUCUUCCUCGAGCUUUUUUCCACAGGAUCCGUAUCCUGCAUGGACUGCUGAUCCAGACUCCCCUGUCGAUAUAAGACAGAUCGAAGAUAUUUUUAUCGAUUUAACUAAUAAAUUUGGGUUUCAAAGAGACUCGAUGAGAAACAUGUUCGAUCAUUUAAUGACUCUAUUGGAUUCUCGUGCCUCUCGUAUGAGCCCUAAACAAGCUUUGCUGACUCUUCAUGCGGAUUAUAUAGGUGGUGACCGAGCUAACUACAAGAAAUGGUAUUUUGCGGCACAGUUAGACUUAGAUGAUGCAGUUGGCUUUAGAAACAUAUCAUUGAGUAAAUUGAAUAAAAAAUCAAGAACCGCUAAGAAAUCACAUAGAAAAAUGCUGAAAAAUUUGUCCGGCAAGAUGGAUCCUCAACAGUUGCAAUACGCCUUAAACGAGUUAGAAAACGAUAACUCUUUACAGGCAGCAGAUUUCCGAUGGAAAUAUAAAAUGAAUCAAUUGACUGCAUUGGAAAUGAUUCGUCAUUUAGCUUUAUACUUAUUGAUAUGGGGGGAGGCCAAUCAGGUCAGAUUCACGCCAGAAUGCCUUUGUUUUAUAUAUAAGUGUGCACUAGACUAUAUGAAUUCGCCACUAUCCAAUGAUAAAACUUUACCAGAAGGUGAUUAUCUAAAUAGAAUUAUUACACCAAUCUAUAAAUUUCUUAGGAAUCAAGUCUAUGAAAUAUCGGGUGGCCGUUACGUAAAAAGAGAAAAAGAUCAUAAUAAAGUUAUUGGAUAUGAUGAUGUUAAUCAAUUGUUUUGGUAUCCUGAAGGUAUCAAUAAAAUUAUAUUCAACAAUGGUGGGAAGUUAACUGACUUGCCACCAGAGGAAAGAUAUUUAAGUUUAGGUAAUGUGGCUUGGGACGAUGUUUUCUUUAAGACAUAUUAUGAAACAAGAACGUGGUUACACUUGGUUACAAAUUUCAAUCGUAUUUGGAUAUUACAUGGAGCAGUCUACUGGAUGUAUGUUUCAUAUAAUGCCACUACCUUUUAUACACAUAACUACCAACAAUUAGUUAACAAUCAACCGCUAGGUUCUUAUAAAUGGGCGUCUGCUGCUUUAGCCGGUACUCUUACAUGUGUUAUUCAAUUGGCCGCCACUUUAUGUGAAUGGUGGUUUGUUCCAAGAAAAUGGGCAGGCGCUCAACAUUUGUCUCGCCGUUGUUUGUUUAUUUUAUUACUUUUAGGUGUUAACUUAGCCCCAAUUGCAUGGUUCUAUUCUUAUGAAACAGAUACCACUUAUAGUAGAACUGCUCUUAUCGUGUCUAUUGUGUUCUUUUUUGUUGCAGUGGCAACGGUGGUUUUUUUUGCUGUAAUGCCUUUAGGUGGUCUUUUUACUUCAUAUAUGAAGAAAUCAUCAAGAAGAUAUGUUUCUUCUCAGACAUUUACUGCAUCUUUUGCUCCAUUACAUGGAUGGAAUAGAAUUUUAUCGUACCUGGUCUGGAUUGUGGUUUUUGGUGCUAAGUAUGCUGAAUCAUAUUUCUUCUUAAUUUUAUCGCUUAGAGAUCCAAUUAGAAUUCUUUCUACAAUGACUAUGAGAUGUACUGGUGAAUAUUGGUGGGGUGCCAGGUUGUGUAGGCAUCAACCAAAAAUUACUUUAGGGCUAAUGAUUGCAACAGAUUUUAUCUUAUUUUUCUUAGAUACUUAUUUAUGGUAUAUCAUUGUCAAUACCGUUUUCUCUGUCUGUAAGGCAUUUUAUUUGGGUAUGUCAGUUUUAACACCAUGGAGAAACAUUUUUACAAGACUACCAAAGAGAAUCUAUUUGAAAAUAUUGGCUACAAAUGACAUGGAAAUUAAAUAUAAACCUAAGGUUCUUAUUUCACAAAUUUGGAACGCCAUUGUUAUAUCUAUGUAUAGAGAACAUUUGUUAGCUAUUGAUCACGUUCAAAAAUUAUUGUAUCACCAAGUCCCAUCAGAUAUUGAAGGCAAGAGAACUUUGAGAGCUCCAACUUUUUUCACUUCUCAAGAUGAUCAUAAAACAAAAAUGGAAUUUUUCCCAUCUGAUUCUGAAGCUGAACGUCGUAUUUCAUUUUUUGCCCAAUCUCUAGCAACGCCAAUGCCUCAACCAGUUUCUAUCGAUAAUAUGCCAACUUUCACUGUUUUAACCCCACAUUACUCUGAAAGAAUAUUACUUUCCUUAAGAGAAAUUAUUCGUGAAGACGAUCAAUUCUCCAGAGUUACAUUGUUAGAAUAUUUGAAACAAUUACAUCCAGUGGAAUGGGAUUGUUUUGUUAAAGAUACCAAAAUUCUAGCUGAUGAAACUGCCGCAUAUGAAGGUAUUGAAGAAGAACCUGAAAAAGUUGAUAAUACAUCUAGUGAUAUCGAUGAUUUACCAUUUUACUGCAUUGGUUUUAAGUCUGCAGCUCCAGAAUAUACAUUGAGAACAAGAAUUUGGGCUUCUCUUAGGUCACAAACUUUAUAUCGUACUGUUUCUGGUUUUAUGAAUUAUGCAAGGGCUAUUAAAUUGUUGUAUCGUGUGGAAAAUCCAGAAAUUGUUCAAAUGUUUGGUGAUAAUGCAGAGGAGCUAGAAAGAGAAUUGGAAAGAAUGUCUAGAAGAAAAUUCAAAUUUUUGGUUUCAAUGCAAAGAUUAGCUAAAUUUAAGCCACAUGAGCUAGAAAACGCCGAAUUUCUGUUAAGGGCUUACCCUGAUUUACAAAUUGCCUAUCUGGAUGAAGAACCUCCAUUACAUGAGGGUGAAGAGCCAAGAAUUUAUUCUGCCGUUAUUGAUGGACACUGUGAAUUAUUGGAUAAUGGUCGUAGACGUCCAAAAUUUAGAGUUCAACUAUCUGGUAACCCAAUUCUGGGUGAUGGUAAAUCAGAUAACCAAAAUCAUGCUAUCAUAUUCUAUAGGGGUGAAUAUAUCCAAUUAAUUGAUGCUAAUCAAGAUAAUUAUUUAGAAGAAUGUUUGAAAAUUAGAUCGGUUCUCGCUGAAUUCGAAGAACUUGAUGUUAAGCCAUACAAUCCAUAUGCCCCAGAUAUUCCAUAUGAAGACCAACAUAAUAAUCAUCCAGUGGCUAUUGUUGGUGCAAGAGAAUAUAUUUUCUCUGAAAAUUCUGGUGUUUUAGGUGAUGUAGCGGCUGGUAAAGAACAAACUUUUGGUACACUUUUUGCUCGUACAUUGGCCCAAGUUGGUGCUAAAUUACAUUAUGGUCAUCCUGAUUUUGUUAAUGCUAUUUUCAUGACCACUAGAGGUGGGGUUUCCAAGGCACAAAAGGGUUUGCAUUUGAAUGAAGAUAUUUACGCUGGUAUGAAUGCUACUUUACGUGGUGGUAGAAUCAAGCAUGUUGAAUAUUAUCAAUGUGGUAAAGGUAGAGAUCUAGGUUUCGGUACUAUUUUAAAUUUUACUACUAAGAUUGGUGCUGGUAUGGGUGAACAGAUGUUAUCCCGUGAGUAUUACUACUUAGGUACUCAGUUACCUCUGGACAGAUUUUUAUCAUUCUACUAUGCCCAUCCUGGUUUCCACUUAAACAAUUUAUUUAUUCAGUUAUCUUUACAAAUGUUUAUGUUAACAUUGGUCAAUUUAAAUUCUUUAGCACAUGAAUCUAUUAUUUGUGAGUACAAUAGAGACAAGCCAAUUACCGAUGUUUUGUAUCCAAUUGGCUGUUAUAAUUUGACACCUGUUGUAGAUUGGAUUAGACGUUAUACACUAUCUAUCUUUAUUGUGUUCUUCAUUGCAUUUGUCCCCAUGGUAGCUCAAGAGUUGAUUGAGCGUGGUACUUGGAAAGCAUUUAUUAGAUUCUGGCGUCAUGUCUUAUCCUUAUCUCCAGCUUUUGAAGUGUUUGCUGGUCAAAUUUAUUCUUCUGCUCUGUCAAGUGAUCUGACAGUAGGUGGUGCACGUUAUAUUUCCACAGGUCGUGGUUUUGCUACUUCCCGUAUUCCUUUCUCUAUCCUUUAUUCCAGAUUUGCUAGUUCAGCCAUCUAUAUGGGUGCUAGAUCAUUAUUAAUGUUAUUAUUUGGAACAGUAGCACAUUGGCAAGCUCCAUUAUUGUGGUUCUGGGGUUCAUUGGUAUCUUUAGUUUAUUCACCAUUUGUUUUUAAUCCACAUCAAUUAUCAUGGGAUGAUUUCUUCCUUGACUAUAGAGAUUACAUUAGAUGGUUAUCUCGUGGUAACAGUAAAUAUCAUAAAAAUUCAUGGAUUGGUUAUAUUAGAAUGACAAGAUCUCGUGUAACUGGUUUUAAACGUAGAUUGAUUGGUGAUGAAUCAGAGAAGGCAAUGGGUGAUGCUAGUAGAGCUCAUAGAAUUAAUUUGAUAUUAUCUGAAGUUAUACCAUGUUUCAUUUAUGCAGCAGGUUGUUUCAUCCCAUUUACUUUCAUUAAUGCUCAGACUGGUGCUAAAACUACUGAUGCAGAUAGAGUGAAUUCAGUGCUAAGAAUCAUCAUUUGUACGUUAGGUCCAAUUGCAGUUGAUAUGGCAGUAUUAGGACUAUGUUUAUCUAUGUCAUGUUGCUGUAAUUCUAUGUUACAAAGUUGUCAUAAAAAUCCAGGUGCAGUAACGGCUGCUUUUGCUCAUGGUGUAGCAGUAUGUGCACAUGUAGGGAUGUUUAUUGUUAUGUGGGUAUUAGAAGGUUUCAGUUUUGUUAAGAUGUUACUUGGUGUAGCAACAUGUAUUCAAUGUCAAAGAUUUAUCUUCCAAGUUGCAUCUGUAUUUUUGUUACCAAGAGAAUAUAAAAAUGAUAACGCCAAUACAGCAUUCUGGACAGGUUCCUGGAGUAAAUUGGAAAAUCCAUUUCAACAAUGUUGUAGGGAAUAUUUAGUCAAGAUAAUUGAGUUAUCUGAAUUUUCAGCAGAUUUUAUUUUAGGUCACUUAAUAUUAUUAACACAAUUUCCAUUAUUGUUGAUACCAGGUAUUGAUAAGAUUCAUUCAUUAAUGUUAUUCUGGUUAAAGCCAUCAAGACAGAUCCGCCCCCCAAUCUUUUCCAUUAAACAAACAAGGUUAAGAAAGAGAAUGGUAAGAAAAUAUUUCUGUUUGUACAUAUUAAUUCUUUUGGCAGCUGCAGGUUGUAUUGUAGGACCUGCAGUAGCAGCUGCAUAUGUGCCUGAUCAUAUUGCUGAACAUUUGACUGGUGCGGCACAUAAUUUGUUCCAACCAAGAAAUGUAAAUCAAAAUGAUACAGGCAUAGGUCUAUCAACAUAUUCAGGACAUUACUACACACAUACUCCAUCCAUUAAGACAUGGUCUACAAAGGCAUAA